CUGAGGAGCGCCUCGGAACACCUUAGCCUUAGGGACCUGGAUACGGACCCAUGUCACCUUCUCGCGCUUCCCUCGCGGGGUUCCACGUGCCUUCAUAAAUAACAGCAGCCACCUCCGAGAGGGAAGGCGAGGCUACGGGGUGACAAGCAAGGGGAUCUCGUGUCCGUCGCCUCUGGGUUUGCCGCCCCGCGUUACGCCCGCUUUGCGGUCUGAGAUCUGCGCAAACCGAGCAGGAUGCCAGAAACUGCGCAAGAGACGUGCGCCCCCGCCAAAGAGUCGCCCUUCUCCAUCAAGAACCUGCUCAACUGCGACUCCAGGUCCAGCAGACCCAAACCCCUGCUCGCUGCCUCCAAGGCUGCCUUGGACGCCGGAUUUUCCAUCGCCAAGGUGGGGGAGCUGAGCUUCCCGCGUUUCGAGAUCCCCACGCAGCGGUUCGCGCUGCCCGCGCACUACCUGGAGAGAGCGUCGGCGUGGUGGUACCCCUACAGCCUGGGCUCCACGGGCCACCUGCACCGAGCUGAAGCUGCGGAGAGGGCGAGCGCCAGGGAGUCGGGAGACUCUCCGGCCUCCGCCACGGACCGCGACUCGCCGGACCUGGGGCUCAAGUCGGAGCCGGACUCCAAAGAGGACGAGGAGAACAAGAGCGCCGACGACGAGAUCGUUCUGGAGGAGAGUGACUCGGAGGAGCCCAAGAAGGAGGAGGAGGGCGGCGGAGGCGGCGACGACUGGAAGGGCAGGGACGAGGGCGCCGCCGACAAGAACAAGCCGUGCAGGAAGAAGAAGACGCGCACGGUGUUCUCGCGCAGCCAGGUGUUCCAGCUCGAGUCCACGUUCGACAUGAAGCGCUACCUGAGCAGCUCGGAGCGCGCGGGACUGGCCGCCUCGCUGCACCUCACCGAGACCCAGGUGAAGAUCUGGUUCCAGAACCGCAGGAACAAGUGGAAGCGGCAGCUGGCCGCCGAGCUCGAGGCGGCCAACCUGAGCCACGCGGCGGCGCAGCGCGUGGUGCGCGUGCCCAUCCUGUACCACGAGGGCGCGGCCUCGGAGCCGGGCAGCCCCGCCGGGAGCGCGCCCGCGAGCCAGUCGCUGCUCACCUUCCCCCACCCGGUGUACUACUCGCACCCCAUAGUGACCUCGGUGCCCCUGCUGAGACCCGUGUGAGAACUGUCUUUUUGAAAUCAUUUAUAC
Messenger RNA from Scleropages formosus (Asian bonytongue), 1188 nucleotides. Its product is annotated as homeobox protein HMX3-like. The transcript has 2 exons. Gene Ontology annotation, cellular component: nucleus. Gene Ontology annotation, molecular function: RNA polymerase II transcription regulatory region sequence-specific DNA binding; DNA-binding transcription factor activity, RNA polymerase II-specific. NCBI's taxonomy places the organism in Eukaryota, Metazoa, Chordata, Actinopteri, Osteoglossiformes, Osteoglossidae. The coding region runs from base 235 to 1161 and encodes 308 amino acids. Gene Ontology annotation, biological process: regulation of transcription by RNA polymerase II. The record is from RefSeq and is a predicted model, not a curated record.